Molecule: messenger RNA, 1601 nt
Organism: Coccomyxa subellipsoidea C-169
Lineage: Eukaryota; Viridiplantae; Chlorophyta; Trebouxiophyceae; Coccomyxaceae
Product: Metallo-hydrolase/oxidoreductase
Exons: 9
Coding region: 426-1601 (391 amino acids)
Molecular function (GO): 3'-tRNA processing endoribonuclease activity
Source: RefSeq, a predicted model, not a curated record
GGGCAACCCAGUAAAGUCUCUAGCGCUGUUUCAAGUCUUUCUGGCAUCCGAACAGCUCGCAGCUACCAGCACUUCCUCGUAUUUACCUGCAUUCGGAUCCAUGGCUCGUGGGAAGGUGGGCUUGACGGCCGGCCGCACAGGACACAAGGGAAGUAGUUUCGAUCCCUCCCCUUGCUUCGUUCACCUUGCGCCCACCUCAUCAUUACCAAGAAAUUGCCGGUACUGGCUUAGAAGCACCAUUUAUCACCGGUUUCAUGAUCAGCUUCCUGCGGCAUCCAUAUCAGCCGAUAAUUUGCUGUUGUGCCCAUAUAUCGAGCUUCACGCUCGCCCAUCUCCGAAUUUUUUGAUAGCAGGCGCUGGGGAAGACAGCCCGCCUCUAUUUGCACACGCCUGACUUAAAGUGUCUGUUAGAGACAAAUGAGAUCAUGCCUCCUUCGCAGGGAAACUCCUCUUCGCAGUACCGUGGGUAUGUGUACCUGUUAACUCUCAUCGCCGCGUUUUCUGCCGCGGUGGCCGGUCCUUGGGUGUACUCCGAUAACUCGGAACCCGAGGAAGGCACCAUCCGAGUGACAGUCCUCGGCUCUGGCACGCCCGAUGUCCGUCGCCACCAGGUCGCAUCCAGCUUCCUCAUCGAGGUGGGCAACGGGGAGAAAUUCAUCUUUGACAUGGGCACCGGCUCCUACAUCAACCUCAUUGCCACCGGCGUCCCUGCUGCCAAGCUGAAUAAGGUGUUCCUGUCUCACCUGCACUCUGACCACCAUGCUGAUCUGGCCAGCCUCUACGUGGGAGCCAUGUUUGGCCGCACCAAGCCCUGGGAGGUGUGGGGCCCCUCUUCUGAGAAGCCUGAGCUUGGCUUGGCUGCCAGCAUCGAAGGCCUGCGCCAGUUCUUGGCAUGGGACACAUUCGCGCGUCGUCGCGUUGACAUGAUUGGCCGGGAGGAUCACGGCGAUGAGGUCAUCACGCACGAGUUCGACUACAGCGUCGAGAAGCAGGUGAUCUACUCGCGCAACGGUGUCAACGUCACGUCGACCCCUGUGCAGCACUACACAACUGCCGGCCCCGUGGCUCUGCGCCUCGACUAUGCCGGCCUCUCUGUCACCUACUCUGGUGACACUCACCCGACCAAGACACUCAACGAGCUGGCGAAGGGCACAGAUGUGCUCAUCCAGCAGAUCAUGGGCCCUCUGCCAGCCUUCGACACUCUGUCCUACGAGAGCCAGUACCUGCUCAACACGAGCCACUUCACCCCCAAGCAGGCUGGAGAGAUCUUCGACGAUGUGAAGCCGCGCCUGGCCGUCAUUCACCACGCCACAGUCAACGAAGCCUCGCGCGCGCCCCUUCUGGCGGCUGUGCGCGAUGAAUACCCCCGCGGCGCCCUCGUCAUCAACGAAGACCUGGCAGUCUACGAGAUCUCCAAGGACGGAGUCCGCCACCGCAAGCGCAUUGUGCCGGAGCGCUCCUGGGGCCUCUGGCACGCGGAGCAGAACUGGAACAGCCUUGACGAUGACGUCAGCGCCAAUGACAUCAGCGCCCCUCGCGCUGAUGUGGCGGCCCCCCGCGGCGGCCGCCUCAUUGCAAAGUCUGGCAAUGCUGUCGCAUGA